This is a messenger RNA of Armigeres subalbatus, 660 nucleotides long. RefSeq lists its product as uncharacterized. The coding region runs from base 1 to 660 and encodes 219 amino acids. Lineage: Eukaryota; Metazoa; Arthropoda; Insecta; Diptera; Culicidae. The record is from RefSeq and is a predicted model, not a curated record. The transcript is spliced from 2 exons.
AUGCCUCCGACGACCUCCUCCUCCAAGAAGACUCCAGCUAUGAAGACCCUGAAGACAACCUUGCGGUCGCUCCUUAACAUGUUCCAGGACAUUUGUGGGUUUGUGGAUAAAUUAAGCGAACUGACAAGUGCUAGUCAGGUAACGGUUCGACUGGAGAAACUAGACGAGUUAUGGGUGAAGGUAAAUGAGGUAAUCCUGGAAAUUGAGACCCACGAUGACUACGACGAAGAAGAGGACGACUGUUUCAAGCAGCGAUCGGCGUUCGGCAGCAAAUAUUAUGACUUGAAGUCCUCGCUGUUGGAUAAAGUCAAAGAUUUCGAGGAACCAGCAGUGCUUAACCAAUCAACCCGCGGUUUGGAUGCGUCGCAUCAACCAACUGGGGAGCAUGUGCGAUUGCCACGAAUUAUGUUGCAGACAUUCGAUGGCAACAUUGAUGAUUGGUUGAGUUUCCGUGACCUCUAUAUGUCACUAAUACAUAGGAAGGUGGACCUACCGGAGGUAGAAAAGUUUCACUACCUCAAAGGGUGCUUGGCAGGCGAGGCCAAAGCCCUUGUGGAUCCGUUGAUAAUAACAAGACCUAAUUACCAAAUCGCAUGGGACACUUUGAUGAAGCGCUACAACGACAAUUAUCUGUCAAUCAGCGUAUACUACGAAUCGUAA